Brachypodium distachyon (stiff brome) is the source of this 813-nucleotide messenger RNA. RefSeq lists its product as uncharacterized. The transcript has a single exon. NCBI's taxonomy places the organism in Eukaryota, Viridiplantae, Streptophyta, Magnoliopsida, Poales, Poaceae. The record is from RefSeq and is a predicted model, not a curated record. Bases 135 to 554 code for a protein of 139 amino acids.
CCGCCUUACGUGGGAAGCUACGCGUACGCCCAUAUAUAUCCGCUGCCCCAUCGCCAAGACAGCACGGUAAAUCAAAAAGAUCAGCGAGCUCUCAACUCUCAAGUUCCAGGGGAGGUAUAUACAAAACCGCGAAAAUGGCACAUGUGGGGGAGGAGGAGCUGUCCGAGUGCGAGGUGCUGUGGCCGGAGGCGCGCGGCUGCGGCUGCGGCGACGGCGCGCCGGCCAGCGCUUUGUUGGUCGGGUCGUCCUCGCCCAGGUUUUUCUCCAGGAACCAGCGGCCUUGUUCCACGGGCUCCCUUCCGGUGGACAUCCCGAUGGCCUCCGCGCGCCUUCCCCGCGGGCGAGAUGAUAGCUGGUGGAACGACGACGAAGACGAGGAGGAGGAGGCCGCCGGUGGCUGCGGCGCCAUGGUGCCGCCGCACGUGAUGGUGUCGAGGAGGCGGUCGGAGGCUGCGGUGGCGUUCUCGCUGCGGUCGGGGCCCGGCACGGCGCGCCGCGACCUGAACCAGCUCCGUAACUCCGUGCUGCGGAUGACCGGCUUCAUCGAAGGAUGACAAGGCUGACCUGGGUACCUCACCCGUCGUUUGUUCAUAGACUGGUGUCACCACUCGUUUUCUCGGCGGCUUUGGUCCGUCAAUUUUGUUCGUUUUCGCCUUCCCUGUAGUUCCCAAUCAAUUUUUUAUCUUCUUUUUUUGUUCAAGGGAGCUUCUUCGAGUGUGCCUCUUGAGAUCGGCCACCGAGUUAGCAUUCUCAGAAUGGAUGAAGCCGCGUUUGUUCGUGCUUCUUGAAAUUAAACAGAAUCCGUUAUUUCCA